CAUGCAGCACACGUGGGUGCUAUGGCUUUAGACUGAGGACAUGAACACACCUUUAACUGAGCGGGAGAUCCGAAACAGUAUUCAGGAGCUUCGUCUCAAAAUUAUGUCACAAGGAGACCACAGAGACGAGGAUGUCCGUUGGUUGGAAGAACUAACCCGGAAUCUGAAGGGACUUCAUUCCACAAAAACAGCAAAAUCCCUUGAUAACAGUGUGCAGAAUCCCGACCGCAGAAAGACCGUAGAGAGGAGGAAAGACCUGCUGGACCAGCUAAGAAAGGAGUUAGAUGAACACAUCAAAGGGGGUAGAAUAAGUUUGGAGAGGAUGCAGGAGAAGGUGGAUACAAUCCUGAAGCUUAAAGAGGUCCUGAAAGAGGAGAAACAGGGGGACAGACAGAAGGAGAGCAGUGAGACAUCUGAUAACACAGAACAGAACUGGUGCGAGGCAGAGUACAGCAUAGCUCAGGAGCGCAGAAUGAAGAUCAAGGAGGAUCAUAGGAGAGUCAUAAAGGAGGAGGUGGAGAAGAUGGAGAGAGAACUGGGCCAGGAGCAGGCUGAGGGCCCCCAGAGGGAGCUGCAGGUCCUGCUCAGAGAGAGACAGAUCCUUGCUCUACAGAUGGAAGCAUUGCGCACAGAGGCCCUGGAGGCCGAGAGAGACCUGGAGACCCAGUACCUCGGACAUCAGCAUGAGAUGCAGUCUCUUAGGGAGGAGAGCCUUCAGGUGUUCAGGGUGUUCCGCCAGGUGAGUGAGGAGCAGAGGAGGACUUCAGAAGACAGGUACAGGACUCUACUUCUAGAGGCCAUACACGACGCAGUCCACAUGUCUGAUCAGAACCAACAGUUAAAGGCAGAAAACAAACACCUCCGCAAAGCACUAGCUGAGAUAAAGGACAACCUGUGCAUACACAGUGACCUCAAUGGACAGGGGGUAUCCCAACAACUGUAAGAGAAAAUUAAUAUAAUUGAUUUAUCUCAUUAAUGUACAGGGUGGCAUAAUACUGAGGGCAGACCUGAUGACAUAAGCAAUGAAACAGAAAUAUUUCACUUUAUUUCAGAAUUUAUUGA
This is a messenger RNA of Esox lucius (northern pike), 1062 nucleotides long. Its product is annotated as trichohyalin. The transcript is spliced from 8 exons. The record is from RefSeq and is a predicted model, not a curated record. Bases 41 to 943 code for a protein of 300 amino acids. NCBI's taxonomy places the organism in Eukaryota, Metazoa, Chordata, Actinopteri, Esociformes, Esocidae.